Plasmodium knowlesi strain H is the source of this 2565-nucleotide messenger RNA. RefSeq names its product cGMP-dependent protein kinase, putative. The transcript has 5 exons. Gene Ontology annotation, molecular function: ATP binding; cGMP-dependent protein kinase activity; cAMP-dependent protein kinase activity. NCBI's taxonomy places the organism in Eukaryota, Apicomplexa, Aconoidasida, Haemosporida, Plasmodiidae. The coding region runs from base 1 to 2565 and encodes 854 amino acids. The record is from RefSeq and is a predicted model, not a curated record. Gene Ontology annotation, cellular component: cAMP-dependent protein kinase complex. Gene Ontology annotation, biological process: signal transduction; peptidyl-serine phosphorylation.
AUGGAUGAAAAUGACGAUGUUCCAAAAAAGGGCAAUGAACGGAAUAAGAAGAAGGCAAUUUUUUCAAAUGACGAAUUUUCGGGGGAAGACACUUUGAUGGAGGAACACCUCCAACUGAGGGAAAAGCUCUCAGAAGACAUUGAGAUGAUAAAGUCCUCGCUCAAAAAUAACCUCGUUUGUAGCACGUUGAACGACAAUGAAAUAUUGACCCUGUCUAAUUACAUGCAGUUUUUUGUUUUCAAGAGUGGAGACCUAGUGAUAAAACAGGGGGAGAAAGGAUCCUACUUCUUCAUUAUAAACAGCGGCAAAUUCGACGUGUAUGUAAAUGACAAGAAGGUGAAGAGCAUGGGGAAGGGAAGUUCCUUCGGCGAAGCAGCCCUAAUUCACAACACUCAGAGAAGCGCAACGAUUAUGGCUGAGACGGAUGGGACGCUGUGGGGUGUACAGAGAAGUACCUUCAGGGCAACACUAAAACAACUGUCUAAUAGAAAUUUUAACGAAAACAGAAGUUUCAUUGACUCAGUGUCUGUAUUCGACAUGUUAACUGAAGCACAGAAGAAUAUGAUAACGAAUGCAUGCGUUAUUCAAACUUUUAAACCGGGAGAGAUAAUUGUGAAGCAGGGCGAUUAUGGUGAUGUGUUGUAUAUAUUGAAGGAAGGUAAAGCCACAGUUUUUAUUAACGAUAAAGAAAUAAGAGUACUUAACAAAGGAUCUUACUUCGGAGAACGAGCUCUGUUGUAUGACGAACCGAGAAGUGCCACCAUCAUAGCGAAAGAACACACAUCAUGCGCAUCGAUAUGUAGAAAGUUGUUAAACAUAGUGUUGGGUAAUUUACAAGUUGUCCUAUUCAGGAACAUCAUGACGGAGGCGUUACAACAGAGCGAAAUUUUUAAGCAAUUCAGUGCAGAGCAGCUAAACGAUUUAGCAGACACAGCCAUUGUUAGGGAUUACCCAGCCAAUUAUCACAUUCUUCAUAAGGAUAAGGUUAAGUCGGUUAAGUAUAUUAUCGUAUUAGAAGGGAAGGUGGAGUUAUUUCUGGAUGAUGAAUCUAUAGGCAUACUUACAAGAGGAAAAUCCUUCGGGGAUCAAUACGUUUUGAACCAGAAGCAAAAAUUCAGACAUACAAUAAAAUCUCUUGAAAUUUGCAAAAUUGCUCUGAUCACAGAAUCUUGUUUGGCGGAUUGUCUAGGAGACAACAACAUAGAUGCAUCGAUAGACCAUAACAACAAAAAAAGCAUCAUCAAGAAGAUGUACAUUUUUAGGUACCUAAGUGAGAAGCAAUGCAAUUUACUUAUCGAAGCCUUUAGGACUACCAGGUAUGAAGAGGGGGAUUAUAUAAUUCAAGAAGGAGAAGUGGGUUCAAGGUUCUAUAUCAUAAAGAAUGGGGAAGUAGAAGUAACAAAAAAUGGAAAGAGACUACGGACAUUGGGGAAAAAUGAUUACUUUGGAGAAAGGGCUCUCCUAUAUGAUGAACCCAGAACUGCAUCUAUCAUCAGUAAGGCAACCAAUGUUGAGUGCUGGUUCGUGGAUAAAAGUGUGUUUUUGCAAAUUAUUCAGGGACCCAUGUUAACUCACUUGGAGGAGCGAAUUAAGAUGCAGGACACUAAAGUGGAGAUGGACGAAUUGGAAACUGAAAGAAUUAUAGGUAGAGGUACAUUCGGAACCGUUAAGUUAGUGCACCACAAACCGACACAAAUUAGAUAUGCUCUAAAAUGUGUCAGCAAAAGAAGUAUCAUCAAUCUAAAUCAACAAAACAAUAUUAAAUUGGAGAGGGAAAUUACUGCAGAAAAUGACCACCCAUUCAUAAUUAGACUUGUGAGGACAUUUAAAGAUUCGAAGUGUUUUUAUUUUUUAACGGAGCUAGUUACUGGUGGGGAGUUGUAUGAUGCCAUUAGAAAAUUAGGAUUACUCUCCAAACCUCAGGCACAAUUUUACUUGGGGUCCAUAAUUCUAGCCAUAGAAUAUCUACACGAGAGAAAUAUUGUGUAUCGAGAUUUGAAGCCAGAAAAUAUUCUUCUAGACAAACAGGGCUAUGUAAAACUGAUAGAUUUUGGUUGUGCGAAGAAAAUUCAGGGGAGGGCCUACACACUUGUUGGUACUCCUCACUACAUGGCACCGGAAGUUAUUUUGGGGAAAGGAUAUGGGUGCACUGUGGAUAUAUGGGCACUAGGAGUAUGCCUGUACGAAUUUAUUUGUGGUCCCCUCCCAUUUGGUAAUGACCAAGAAGAUCAACUGGAAAUAUUCAGGGAUAUUCUAACAGGGCAUCUAACAUUUCCCGAGUAUGUGACCGAUCAGGAUAGCAUAAAAUUGAUGAAGCGAUUGUUGUGUAGAUUACCUCAGGGACGAAUUGGAUGUUCCAUAAACGGGUUCAAGGAUAUUAAGGAUCAUGCCUUUUUUAGCAAUUUCAAUUGGGAUAAGUUGGCGGGGCGUUUGCUAGAGCCCCCGCUCGUGUCCAAAGGAGAGACAUAUGCUGAGGAUAUUGACAUUAAGCAGAUCGAGGAGGAGGACGCGCUGUCCGAGGGCGAACCUCUCGACGGGGAUGACAGCUGGGAUGUGGACUUUUGA